UUGACAUAUCUCAGGAUAAAACACACAGGAUGCAAAAACAGACAUGAAAGAAGUCUCUUUUUUUUCUGCCGUAACAUAGAUUGGUAUCUUGUCCACGUCUAAUGACCUCUCCUGUGGCUUGCAACUUUGGGAAAUGCUUGACAGUGGCUUCAUCUAAACAAAGCCAUCUCUGCCUCUGCUCCUGCUGCCCAUUGGCAUGGUGGCGGUAUAACAAAGGGGGAGGUCCAAACAAGCCCCCUCUCCUUCCUGCAUCAGAAGAUGUGUGCUCCUCUGAGUGGAAAGUGUUUGUGAACAAGUGCCGAGCCCUGAGCCAUUGCAGUCAGCUCUAAUUACCAGGCGCUUUGAGCAGCCUCCACCCCGACCGGACUCUGAGAGGCCUCUCCAUCCCAGGCGCAGCCGGCGAAGGGGAACUCUCAUGGAUCUCUUGAACGUGGAGGCCGGAGAGGCAAGGAGACGCAUGGACUCACCUGCUUGCGUGUUGGAACUGCUGGGGCUGCUGGUCUACGUCGGGGCAUGGCUCUGCGCUCUGGGCAGCACCAUCCUGCCGCAGUGGCUGACCAUGUCCACCUCUCUGCUGCCCACUGAGAGCUACGACUUGGGACUGUGGGAGACCUGCGUGGUCCAGGACAUCGGAGGCAUGGAGUGCAGGUCUUACGGCAGCCUGCUGGGCCUUUCCAGCGACCUCAAACUGGCCAGGAUCUUGAUGUGCACCGCCCUCACCGUGGGCUUGCUGGGAAUCGUGGUCUCCGUACCCGGACUCCACCUGAUCAACAGCUGCAAAGACUAUGAAGGCCACCGAACCAAGAGGACUCUGACCGUCACCGGAGGGGUGCUGGGGAUGAUGUCCGGGGUGCUCUGUUUGGUCCCCGUGUCCUACGUCGCCCAUUUGGCGGUGAUGCAUUUCUUUGACGAGAAGGUUCCCGAGGUGGUGCCUCGGUGGGAGUUCGGAGACGCCCUGUUCUGCGGCUGGGCAGCGGGGUUCCUCCUCGUGGUGGCCGGGCUGAUCAUGGUGACCUCCGCCUGGUGCUCCCAGGUGGAGCACCACCCUGCGCCACAGAGGAGGUGCCACGCCAAGAGAGACCGUGACCAAAGAAAACGCUCUGAGUACGUUUAACGAACGGAACCGCACGAUCACCCGUAGAGCUGCACUUCAAACUGCUUUGCACCAAUGAUGUCAAUAAUUUUUAUAUAUUAAAUGCAAGAUAAUAUGUAAUAGCUGAUCCAGCCAAAAAACACAAACAGGCUUUAGUUUGUAAUGUUUUAGCUCUUUCAAACACUCACAAGCACAAUCAGACGUCGCAUUGCAAGAUGACCUGCUGUGAUUAGUACAAGAGAAUUUUUUUGUAAAGGGAGGUUUUAGUAUUAUG
Molecule: messenger RNA, 1367 nt
Organism: Poeciliopsis prolifica (blackstripe livebearer)
Lineage: Eukaryota; Metazoa; Chordata; Actinopteri; Cyprinodontiformes; Poeciliidae
Product: putative claudin-24
Exons: 1
Coding region: 416-1114 (232 amino acids)
Biological process (GO): cell adhesion; bicellular tight junction assembly
Cellular component (GO): plasma membrane; bicellular tight junction
Molecular function (GO): structural molecule activity
Source: RefSeq, a predicted model, not a curated record